Messenger RNA from Prunus avium (sweet cherry), 2979 nucleotides. The record is from RefSeq and is a predicted model, not a curated record. NCBI's taxonomy places the organism in Eukaryota, Viridiplantae, Streptophyta, Magnoliopsida, Rosales, Rosaceae.
UAGCAUAAAGUUACUAAACCCACCCCCAAACAUUGAUUGUAAUUGUACCCUCUCUCUCUCUCUCUCUCUCUCUCCUCACUGUCUGCAAUGCUACUUACGCAAUGCAUUCAAUUUUCAAUUGAAUUUUGAAUCUUAGAGAAAGAAACCUAAACCCAAACCCAAGUGAUGAAAUCAAGUACCAAAUAGAGUGUGACCACACCACCCAAUCUCACUCUCUUCUUUUAUCACUUUUUAUUAUUAAACUCAUUAAUGUGUUUCAUCCAUAAGCAAUAAUAAGAAGAAGAAGAAGCAGCUCAAGCUCAAGCUCACUCUCACUCUCUCCAAUGGCUCUCUCUCUUCUCUAUCUCCUCAUAAUCUCACUCUCCUUCUCCAACUUACCCUCUUCUUCUUCUUCUUCUUCUUCUUCUGAUAAUAAUAAUAAUAAUGUUAAUAAUGCUGCAAGGACCUUCAUAGUCCAAGUCCAGCCAAGCUCUAAACCCUCCAUUUUCCCAACCCACCAAGACUGGUACUCUUCCUCUCUCUCCUCUCUUUCUUCGGAUAAAGCCACUGCCCCCACUGUUCUCCACACUUACUCUACUGUCUUCCAUGGCUUCUCUGCCAAGCUUUCCCCAUCCCAAGCCCAGACACUUCAGUCCCUUGACCACGUCACCGCCAUUAUCCCCGAGCAAGUCCGCCAACUCCACACCACUCGCUCCCCCGAGUUCCUCGGCCUCCGCUCCACCGACGCCGCCGGUACCCUCCUUAGGGAGUCUGAUUUCGGGUCGGACCUUGUCAUCGGCGUCAUCGACACCGGCAUCUGGCCUGAACGCAAGUCAUUUCACGACCGAGACCUGGGCCCCACCCCCUCCAAGUGGAAGGGCCAGUGUGUCGCCGGCAAAGACUUCCCCGUCACCAUCUGCAACCGCAAGCUUAUCGGCGCUCGCUUCUUCUCCGCCGGCUUCGAGUCCACCAACGGAAAAAUGAACGAGACCACAGAGUACCGCUCCCCCCGCGACUCCGACGGCCACGGGACCCACACUGCCUCCAUCGCUGCCGGGAGGUACGUUUUCCCGGCUUCCACUCUCGGCUACGCCAAGGGCGUUGCCGCCGGAAUGGCUCCCAAGGCCCGGCUUGCCGCCUACAAGGUCUGCUGGAGCGCCGGCUGCUACGACUCCGAUAUCCUCGCCGCGUUCGACGCCGCCGUCGCCGACGGCUGCGACGUCGUUUCCCUCAGCGUCGGUGGCGUCGUCGUCCCCUACUACCUCGACGCCAUUGCCAUCGGCGCUUACGGAGCCUCCGACGCCGGCGUGUUCGUCUCGGCCUCCGCCGGCAACGGCGGUCCCGGAGGGCUCACCGUCACCAAUGUGGCACCGUGGGUGACAACCGUCGGCGCGGGAACCAUCGACAGGGACUUCCCGGCCGAUGUUAAGCUCGGGGACGGCAGAACAAUACCGGGCAUGAGCAUCUAUUCCGGGCCGGGUCUCGCUCCGGGUCGGAUGUACCCGCUGGUUUACGCGGGCGGCGUAGGCGGCGAUAGCUACUCCUCGUCUCUGUGUCUAGAAGGUUCUCUGAGUCAAGUAAAAGGGAAAAUCGUCGUCUGCGACAGAGGAAUUAAUUCAAGAGCCGCGAAAGGUGACGUGGUGAAGAAAGCCGGAGGCGUUGGUAUGAUACUCGCGAACGGGGUUUUCGACGGCGAAGGACUAGUAGCUGACUGCCACGUGUUACCCGCCACCGCGGUCGCUGCCUCCACGGGCGACGAAAUCAGGAGAUACAUCGCCACAUCCAAGUCUAAGUCCCCGCCUACAGCGACAAUUGUGUUCAAGGGGACUCGGAUCCGAGUUCGGCCCGCGCCGGUCGUGGCGUCGUUUUCAGCCCGCGGGCCAAACCCGGAGUCUCCGGAGAUAUUGAAGCCGGAUGUUAUCGCGCCCGGCUUGAAUAUAUUGGCGGCUUGGCCCGAUAAAGUCGGGCCCUCGGGCGUGGCUUCGGAUAAGAGAAACACGGAGUUCAAUAUCCUCUCGGGAACAUCAAUGGCUUGCCCACACGUGUCCGGCUUGGCGGCGCUGUUGAAAGCGGCGCAUCCAGAUUGGAGCCCGGCCGCCAUUAGAUCCGCCCUGAUGACUACUGCAUACACGGUGGACAAUCGGGGCGAGACCAUGCUGGACGGAUCCAGCGGCAACACUUCGAGCGUUAUGGACUUUGGGGCGGGUCAUGUCCACCCGCAAAAGGCAAUGGACCCGGGGUUGGUCUAUGACAUUCGCUCUUACGAUUACGUGGAUUUCUUGUGCAAUUCCAAUUAUACCACUAAGAACAUCCAGGUGGUGACUAGGAAGUUUGCCAAUUGCAAUGGGGCUAAGAGGGCAGGGCAUUCUGGGAACUUAAAUUACCCCUCCUUGUCUGUGGUGUUUCAGCAGUAUGGAAAGCAUAAGAUGUCUACUCAUUUUAUUCGGACCGUGACGAAUGUGGGUACGCCAAAUUCGGUUUAUCAGGUGACGAUUAAGCCAGCGGCAGGGAUGACGGUGACGGUGGAACCGGAGAAGCUUGCGUUUAGGAGGGUGGGGCAGAAGUUAAGUUUUCUUGUGAGGGUGCAAGCCUUGGCAGCGAAGCUAUCGCCUGGUAGCACUAGUGUGAAGAGUGGUUCUAUAGUUUGGUCUGAUGGGAAGCACACUGUGACUAGCCCCUUGGUUGUGACAAUGCAACAACCUCUCUAGAUGUUUGUAUGUGUGUGUGUUUAGGGUUUCGGUUUCGGGUUUCGGGUUUUAGGAAUUUUGCGCUCCUUAGACCUUGUUACAAAAGUUCAUAACUUAUCUCUCUCUCUAUAUAUAAAUAUGUAUGUAUAAUGAGAAUGUGUACUUUCAAGGUUUUCGACUCCAGAAAACUGGUGGGGUUUGGUUGGUUUGUUGUAAGAUUAAGAAGCAAAAACGUUUGUAGAAUGAAAAAAACAAAAAAAAAAAGGACGGUUUUGGUUUUGUAGUCUUUAAUGUAUAUUUGUUGAUCUCUAAA